Molecule: messenger RNA, 1031 nt
Organism: Mobula hypostoma (lesser devil ray)
Lineage: Eukaryota; Metazoa; Chordata; Chondrichthyes; Myliobatiformes; Myliobatidae
Exons: 2
Coding region: 165-944 (259 amino acids)
Source: RefSeq, a predicted model, not a curated record
CUUCCGAAAGUUAACGUUGCCGCAGUUUGGCUAAUGAACGGUUAAUGGUCUGAAUGUUUCAAUAUGCCACAGUUCUUCAGGGUAAUUCCACGUGCCGCUAGAGAAACGUGGUUGCCAAUGAAAUCUUCCCUUCAACGGAGUGUGGAUAAUGAUGUGAGCAGGAAAUGGCUGAGAAACAAGUAAAGACUUCCUUCCUUUUUGUUCGACUGCAGUCUCCAUCCAACUCUAGAUUAAAAUGUACAGAGAGCAACGCCGGCCGCGAACUGGGCUCCGCUCUCGCCAGCUAUCGGCCGGCUUCACCCACGAACAACGGAGGCGUGGCUGCCGGUUGUCAGGACAACGUCAAACAAGCCUGCGAGGGUCUGUGUGAUGGCGGGCAACCGGAGCGAGGUGGCCGCCGCUGGCCAGAUGUUCGGUGCUGCGGUUCGUGCCGGAGCAGCAGCAUCAGCACCAGCAACGCAUGCAAGUUUGGCACAAGGGUGAACUGGUCCCCCCCACUCUCACCCUCAGCCGGUUCCUCAGCCAGCAAGACUGUACACUUCCUGGAUCUGGUCACCUCCCAAAGGAGCCCCCAGUCUGGGAACUGGAAUGCGGAGUCCGAACAAACUCCGGGGAUACUUCCCCCUUCAAUGUCUCCGUCAAGACCAUCGGCAGCCGACUCCUGGGGCACGCCCACCAAGUAUCAUGUGCCCAGUUCCAGGAAGGACGGGGUCCGGUGGAAAGUACAAGUCAGCAAGCCGAACGUGGUGGAGGCGCCCAUCUUUCGCAAGUCUCCCCCCUCAGUGAAUCAGCGAUUCAGUUCUGGGGUUGUGGAUUGGUCUCCAAGAUCGAUGGGUACACAGGACAGGGCAUGCCACCCUUACCACCCAGCUCUGGGGCUCUCUGGAACAGCCAGCUCGCCAACAAGCCCCAACACACUUCAAAAGGUAAGGACUACCCCUUAAUCUGGUGCUUAAAGAACCUUGGUGGAUUGCAGGAUUUCUGAGAGUUUAUCCAAAUACGUAUAUUUUAUUCAUUAGAAUAGAACUUGU